AUGGGGGACUUUAACGAGGUUAUAUUCCAAGAGGAGUACUUUGGCUCCAACAUACGCCCCUUUAAGCAAAUGGAAGAUUUUAGACUGGCCUUAUCAGACUGUGGACUUAUGGAUAUUGGUUUCGAAGGAUCAAAAUUUACUUGGUGCAAUAAAAGGGAGGGGAUUGAAUUCACUAAAUGUCGAUUGGAUAAAGCCCUAUCCAAUGUUGAAUGGCUUAACCUCUUUGACUCUAAUCAGGUCCUAGUUCUUCCAGUACAAUGCUCUGACCACAACCCCUUGUCUAUUCAUUUCUCAAAUUCUGCUCAAGAUGAAUCCUCUAUUCACAGAAUAUUCAGAUAUGAAGUGGCUUGGGGUAAAAGAGAAUGGUGCACUGAACUUAUUAAAGCUACAUGGAUACAUAAACCACAUCAGGCUUCCAAACUUGAUGAUACUCGAGGUAUUUUGAAGGCAUGCAGGGAUAAACUCAAGAUUUGGAGUAAGGAGGCAUUUAGACAACAGAAGAGGCUUCUAAACUACAAGAGAGAACAAUUGAGAAUUUUACAAGAAUCCAAUGCUGGCCAGUUUAAUAGUCAAAUCAAUGUUCUUCAGAAUGAGAUAGAUGGGUAUCUCGAAGAAGAAGAUCUGAAAUGGAGGCAAAGAGCUAAACAACGGUGGCUUAAGGAUGGAGACAGGAACACUAAAUACUUCCAUAAGUGUGCAUCUCAAAGGAAACAGAUGAACAGAAUCAAACAUAUAAAAAAUGGUAAUGGAAUUGUGACCUUCAAUAAGGAUGAGAUUGCAAGGACCUUCCAAGAAUAUUACCAAAGCCUUUUCUCUUCCUCUAAACCAAGCAACAUCGAGGCAGCCUUGAAUAAUUUCCCUCCCUCAGUCACUACAGAAAUGAAUUGCUCCAUUGCUAGUCGUUUCUCUGAAUAG
Messenger RNA from Juglans microcarpa x Juglans regia, 915 nucleotides. RefSeq lists its product as uncharacterized. Lineage: Eukaryota; Viridiplantae; Streptophyta; Magnoliopsida; Fagales; Juglandaceae. Bases 1 to 915 code for a protein of 304 amino acids. The transcript has a single exon. The record is from RefSeq and is a predicted model, not a curated record.